Poeciliopsis prolifica (blackstripe livebearer) is the source of this 5005-nucleotide messenger RNA. RefSeq names its product phospholipid phosphatase 2b (gene plpp2b). Bases 429 to 1313 code for a protein of 294 amino acids. The record is from RefSeq and is a predicted model, not a curated record. Gene Ontology annotation, biological process: signal transduction; phospholipid dephosphorylation; phospholipid metabolic process. Lineage: Eukaryota; Metazoa; Chordata; Actinopteri; Cyprinodontiformes; Poeciliidae. The transcript is spliced from 6 exons. Gene Ontology annotation, molecular function: phosphatidate phosphatase activity.
AGAAGGCUGAAGCCAAGAGGAGGAAGUGAGGAGGAGGAGGAGAAGGAGGAGGGACCAGCAGCAGGUCGGCGCUGUGAGCGAACACUCCAGACUCGGGACACAGAUUCCAGCGCUGAGGAAAGUUGGAGACUCUGGUUGCUGCCUCGGGUUCUUCCUCCAGAGCAGUAAUGCGCACCCAGGGGCGCCGGAUUUCUGAAAUCUCGCCCCGCGUCCGCCGCUCAGAAACGCGCCGCGAGAGGUCCAGAGGAAUCACGCACCUCUGCGGCCAGAGCCUCCACAGGUAGUGGCAAAAGGAGAGGAUCCCGGAAGAGCCAGUUCUGCAGGUUUAUUUCAAUAGAUCUGAUUUCAAAGCGGGAGGACGCAAAUGCACUUGCUUACUCUUUUGAGCAAGUAGAUAUUUUUAAGUUUUUUUUUUACUUUGUUUUUUGAUGGAAAAAAAGAACAUGUCCGACUUUAUGAAGAAGUGGCUGUGCGUGGCGAUGGACGUGGUGUGCGUCCUGCUCGCAUCCCUGCCCUCCAUCAUUUUGACCAUUAGGUUCAAGCCUUAUCAACGGGGGAUUCAUUGUGACGACGAGAGCAUCAAGUACCCGCUCAAACCGGACACCAUUUCCCACAGCAUGAUGGGAGUUAUGACCAUCACCUGCACUGUCAUUAUUAUCUCCUCUGGAGAAGCCUAUCUAGUCCACAAAAAGAUAAUUUACUCAAAUUCAAAGUUUAAUCAGUACCUAGCAGCACUCUACAAGGUGGUGGGAACCUUUGUGUUUGGCGCAACUGUCAGCCAGUCGCUCACAGACAUCGCCAAGUUCACGAUCGGCCGUCCGAGGCCUAACUUUAUGGCCGUGUGCGCGCCGAAGAACUGCACAGGAUACAUGCUGGAAAUCAACUGCACAGGCCCGUCACAUGAAGUCACAGAGUCAAGAUUAUCUUUUUACUCUGGACACUCCUCCUUUGGAAUGUACUGCAUGCUCUUCCUGGCGCUGUACGUGCAGGCCAGACUCGCGGCCAAGUGGGCCAGACUUUUGCGGCCCACCAUCCAGUUCUUCCUGGUGGCCUUCGCGGUGUACGUGGGUUACACCCGAGUCUCUGAUUACAAGCACCAUUGGAGCGACGUGGUGGUGGGGCUGCUGCAGGGAGCGCUUGUUGCCGUGCUCAACGUUGGCUUUGUGUCCGACUUCUUCAAGGAGCGCCAUGCACAUGGCACAAGCCCAGACGCGGGGAGCGGCGAGGAGCUGGAGAGGAAGCCGAGCCUGCAGAUUGCAGACGCUGAGCACGGCAACCACUGCAACUACCGCAACGAUCCCGGCCCCUUGUGAUGAGAGGCGUCGGCUCCCUUGGCUUGCAGCCUGCAGACACCCAAACCUGUGCAAUAGGUUCUGACGCAGGAGCUGCAGCUCCGUUUGUGCGGUCUGCUGCUUUUAGUUCAAGUCUCGAUUCCAAUUCUGGAAAUGUUACAUUUUGUUUUGACUUCAUGAGCUCAUCAGCUCCUCUUCUCCCUUUUCAACCACUCACUCUGCAUCUGCUCCACUGGAAUGAGUAAGAGGGGACACCACCCCUAUCAAGGAAAACACAAUAAACUCUGCUUUCCUUGUAGAGGAGAAGAGAGUGCAUUGCCUUCCAUGCAUCUUUCUUGAAGUUGCAUUUUGAGGACUCUAAACUCACUGUAGCAAAGCAGUAGUUCAAUGUAACCACAUAGAAUAAUUGUUGCUCAUAUUGUCGCAAGCAAAUUACACCCAGAAGGCACAGUGUGUGCCUUCUUGCAACCUUGAGAAGAAACUCUGAUGUCCCCCUGCUUAUUGCCUGCUUCUGAGAAAUCUGCACUUGUUAAUUUAUAUCUAGUAACCUAAUUACUUUGUAAGACAAGCUUUUUUUCAUAGGUCGAUAAUGGAAUAUGUGGUUGAAAUGCAAUUUUAGCAACUUGAAAGAAACAAAUAUAUCUAAAAAUAGGUUCUUAAAGUGAUUAAAAAAUGGUAGUGUUAGAAAAUUUGACUAACUGAAGCUUGCAUUUGUUCCGGUGUUUUUAAAUUUUGUGUGUAAAGAUUUGACCUGUUUGCAGUGAGAGAGAAUUACAACUCAAAUAUGAAUGUCUGUAAAAAUAUGGUUUGAUUUACAUAUUAGCAACAUUUUUAGCACACUUUAAACUGCUCACGAGACAAGACAAUGUUGUACGAGUUAAUGAAGAUGGAUUUGUGUAUCUGCACACCACUGUGCCCUCAGAUAGGCAACCAUCUGUCUUAACUUUCACUAAACAAUAUGAGCAACAACUCAAUACUUACCCAGGACGAGACUUUACUGAAAAUAAAGGAUUACCUUCAGUGACACGAAACAAAACCUUUAAGAACGGCGGAUGCUUUAAAGCACACAGGUGCAUCUCAAUGACUUUGAAAUUCUUGGAUCAGGUCAUUUAACAAAGUAAUUCAGAUCAUGGAGCUAACCUCGUAUGGAUUCAUCACAUACAGUGAUGAUUUUUAUGAUUACAGCAAACACACAUUGGUCCAGAUGUUCCCAUAUUCUACAGUGUAUGCAUAAUUUGGUCAAUGCUCAUUUUGCAGGAAUGGGGCUUCUUGGGUGUCAGGAAACCCAGGUUGCUUUAGCCCAUUUACAUUCUUGAGCCAUGUGUCUCAGUCAUCCACCUGAAAAUCCUUCACAUUUUCUCUAUAGGACUUGUAAGAACUUGCAGGUCAAUCCAGCUCAGUAAUACUAUGGUAAUUAAAGAAGGCAUCAGUACUUCUGGCAGUGUGAGUAGGUGCCAGGUCCUGCAUGUGAUUCAAAUCUGCAUCUCUGCAUAGCUCAUCAGCAGAGAGAAGCAUGAAAUUCUCUAAAAUGUGAUAUUAGGAUCAAUUUUAGAGCACUUAGAAACUAAGUCCAAAAUAUUUUUCUCUGUAGCCUGGGUGCGAUAAUUCUGACAUCUGCUUCAGGAGUAUUUUAACACCAGGAAUGAAACGUCGUAGUCCAUGUAGUGGUGACUCUGACACUGACUCCAACCACAGUCCAUGCCUUGUGACUCUCCUCCCCAAGGUCUUGCAAAACCUUUUCUUCCUCUAAAGGUUGCAGUCAUCCAAGCAACCAUGUUGCUUAUGCACCCAUUUCUUAAACUGCACUUUUUUUCUUCCACUCAGCUUGUACACUGCAGUUUGAAUGGCCAGUAUCUUAGCAAUCACGCUUUGUGAUUUACCCUGGUCUGCUUGACCACUCACAUGAUUGUCCUGGCCUCAACAUGACUGGAAAAUAACCAUUUCAUAUUUAACAUUUUCUUAUUGGCCUCAAGUAAUAUUUACAUUUUCUAAGACAAAUUUUUUUGUUUUGUUUUUUUAGCUAGAAGCUAUAAUCAUCAAAGCUAACAAAAUUGCAGGUUUUAAAUGUGGCAUUUUGCAUCAUAUAUCUAUAUAAAACAAGGUUUACUUUUUGCAUUUAAAUAUUGAACUAGGUUGAUGUUUGAUAAAAUUAUAAAUCAUUGAGAUGCAUCUAUGGACAUGCUUUAUGCUCUUUAAUAUAUAUAUGCUUUAUUAAAACUGACUCUUUUAAUUUGUAAAGGUUGGGAGUAUUUGCUCCAUGUUUAUAUUUCCCCAUGUGGGACAAAUUGGACUGCAGCGGUAAAGUUACUGAUGCUCACAGCUUCCAGUUCAGUGCGACUUAAUGCACCACACUGCUACCACUAUAUUGCUAAAGACAUUGGUUGAAAAUUUGACCACCAAUUUUUCUUUAUUUGUUUAAUUUUAUUGUUUUAUUUUACGAAUCGUCAAAGAAGGACAUGACAGCCAUUUGAAAAGGCUGUUUUAUUUAUGCGUGACAUAAAUUUUCUAUACACUUUGUACAAGGCUGGAAAUGCCAGCUUUAUUGAAGUUAUUCUGUGCAAUCACAUCUGCUUGCCACUAUGAGCCACAAAUACUGUAUCUACUAAUGCUAUGAGACUUUAUAAAAGAUGAUUGUGAGUGUAUAUACUUUUAUGUUUGUAUAAUUCAAAUUCCAUAGUUGUGUUUCAGCCAGUCAGGCUUGUCUGUUUGAUUCAGCACCAGGUCUAGGACAAUUGCCAUGUUUGGUCUUCAGAGUGGUCGUAGUGAUAAUGAGUGAUGGACUCAAAUGGGUUUUUAAAGAUGGUAAAACUGCUCUGCUCAAAUUUUAUGGGCCCAUAAUCUCCAAUUCUCUUUUUCUUAUUAAGGUUUGGAAUCCGGUUUUGGGCCAGUCUUUUGUGGAGAUCACUGCUGGAUUGAAAGUAAGAUCAGGCAGACUACUAAUUUCUCUGGCCUCUGGCUAGAGGUAGAAUACAUGGAGAAAAAAAGUAAAGAUGGAGAAAAUCCCAUGUACUAGUUAUUGUUCCAUUUGGACGAUAAAGUCUGAAUUCUCCGAAAUUAUCCACUUUAAUGCCCCCAGAAGUCAGAAUACUGACUUGCAAUGAAAAAAAUGUUCUUGCCAAUUCUGACCUCAAAAUCCAACAUGGCAGAGGUAGCUGUGGUAAUCAAAAGUUUAGCUGCAUGCAUGCUAAAUUGUAACUCUUUAAAUUUCUCUCACACUCAAUACUGUACAACCUCUCUUAAAGAACAUGUUGCUAUGGUUUGAAUGAUCAAAAUGAGAGAAAAUGUAUUGUUUUGACCUUUUAUAGCUAAUUAUUAUUAGUUUGGUCACUUGGUACAACAGUUCCCACUGCCUUUCCUUCUAGCUUGUGUCUAACACAGUAAAGUUGACUGUGGCAUAAUUUGGGAUCUGAAUUCUGGCUUUAGAUGAUGAAUCAACAACAGGUAUUGGUUGUGGUGCUUGGUUCUGCCCUUUCUUGUUUUUAACAAACAUAUUACACAGCCAGACAAGCGUCAAAUAAAUAAACUAUAUUCAAGCAAACCAAGAGUUUUAACUGGUGUCAGUGUCUUGUUUUAUCUUUCUUUAAAGUGUUCAUACUUUAUAACGUUUGUCAACUUUGUACCUGUUGUUCAUAUUAUCUUUACUUAGGUGUAGCCUGUAUGUCUACAGUCUUCAACCUUGAGAGUUUUAAAUAAAGCUGUAUUCCACCCUCAAA